AUUCAUUAAACAUCAAAUCAUGGGCAAGGAAGUCUCAAUGAAAAAAUCUUCAAAGUUGACCAAGAAAGUUAGUGAAAAGGUUGCUGCUGUAAAAAGUGAUCCUAAACCUGUCAAAGCCUCUACUAAAGUUGCAAAGGUUUCAAAGGCUGCUGCCAAGGUCGAGAAAAAGGUUGAAUCCUCCGACUCUGACUCUUCUGAUGAGGAAGAGGUAAAGGCUGUCAAGAAGGACGACUCUUCCGACUCUGACUCUUCUGAUGAAGAAGAGGCUGCCGUCGAAAAGUCUGAAUCUUCUGACGAAGAAGUAGAGGAAGCCAAGGCUGAAGAUUCUAGCUCGUCCUCCGACGAAGAGGAGGAAACCUCUGCCGUGGCCGAAGCCAAGGUCGACGAUUCCGACUCUUCUUCUGAUGAAGAAGAGGAAGAAAAGGCUGCAGAGGAAUCUGCAGAAGGAUCUGAUUCAUCUUCUGAUUCUGAAGAAGAAACAGAGGCACCCAAGAGCAAGAAACGUUCUGCUGACGAAGCUGCCGAGGAGCCUACUAAAAAACCAAAAACAGAAGAGCCCGUCAACUCUACUGUGUUUGUUGGAAACCUCUCAUGGAAUGUCGAUGAGGAGAUGCUUGCAGCCACAUUUGCUGACUGCGGUACUGUAGAAUCUGCCCGUAUUAUUACUGAUAAGGAAACUGGCAGAGCAAAGGGAUUUGGAUAUGUCACAUUUGAAAGUGCUGAUGCACUCACAGCCGCUAUGGCUUUGACUGGUACAGAACUUGACGGUCGUGAGAUCCGUGUCGAUGUUUCUACUCCCAAGCCUCCCCGUGAUGGCAACCGUCAAGGUCGCAAAGAAGCUCCCCAGUCUGCUCCCACCACUACUCUUUUCCUUGGAAACUUGAGUUUCAAUGUCACAGAAGAUGAGAUCCGUGAGUCCUUUUCACAAUAUGGUCAGCUGGUUUCAGUUCGUUUCCCUACCGAUCGUGAUACUGGUGCAUUCAAGGGCUUUGGAUAUGUCGAAUACGGUGAUGUCGAGACUGCUCAAAAAGCUGUCGAGGGCUUGAAUGGUGUUGAGAUUGCCGGACGUAGCCUUCGUCUUGACUACGCUGGUGGUCGUGAUAAUGCUGGCGGCGGUGGUGGUGGUCGUGGAGGCCGUGGUGGUGCUCGUGGAGGCCGUGGCGGCGGUGGUUUCGGAGGUGGUCGUGGUGGUGGUAGUCGUGGAGGCCGUGGCGGCGGUGGUUUCGGUGGUGGCCGUGGAGGUGGUCGUGGUGGUAGUCGCGGUGGACGCGGUGGUUUUGCCAAACCUGCUGGCACUAGAACCGUCUUUGAAUGAGAUCAUGUAAUGGCAUAAGUUUUACAAGAGAAUUAAAGUUAAAACUGAUUCAAUUU
This is a messenger RNA of Batrachochytrium dendrobatidis JAM81, 1371 nucleotides long. RefSeq lists its product as uncharacterized. The coding region runs from base 20 to 1315 and encodes 431 amino acids. Lineage: Eukaryota; Fungi; Chytridiomycota; Chytridiomycetes; Rhizophydiales. Gene Ontology annotation, cellular component: spliceosomal complex. Gene Ontology annotation, biological process: positive regulation of mRNA splicing, via spliceosome. The record is from RefSeq and is a predicted model, not a curated record. Gene Ontology annotation, molecular function: RNA binding. The transcript has 3 exons.